UUGUUGUUUGCCUUUACAUCUAUCAAAGAUAACUCUCCAAAACUUUCAAGUCUCUCUCAAAUCUCUUGAAAAUUUUGUCCUUCCAGAUUCCUUGUUUCCAUCUUUCAAUCCUGGGUUGCUUCGUAUCCACAAAUGGUGCUAUCAAAGCGUGGCCACAGGUUUUUCAAGUUUAGGGGCCCUGUUAACUCAUCAUUCUCAAGUCCCAUUUAUCAUGAUCUUUUGAAUUUCUAAACAUUUCCUUCUUGAAAGUAAUCUAAAACACAGUUCUCUCCACAAUCACAUAGUCUUAGCUCUUCAUUCUCUCACCAAACAACCAAGAAAAAGUUGUUCUUAUUCGUUGACGGAAACUGUUCUCUCCCCUACAUGACAGCAUAGCUAGAAACCUACCAUAGAUUCAAUCUCAAAAUCAAAUUAUCUGCAUCUAUAUAUCAAGCUUUCUCCAUCUCUACAUCCCAAGACAGAUGUUUCCCUGGGUCUACUACGAGUAUUCAUGCGAAGUUGUUGGAAUGGCUUGGAUUUUGCUGAAAGUGGACUAUUCAAGGCUGUUCUGGUUAUUAUUUGGUGUCUUUUCGUAUCAAAAUCUAGGAAAACCUCGGAUCAUCUAGCAACUAGCUAACCUCUCGCAAUCCCCACUUCCAUAACCAUUAUAUUCUGUAGUGUGUGUUUAGUAUUAAGAACUACUACGUGCUAUAUUUACAGCAAAUAAACUACUAUAACAAAUCAGCUUGAAAAAGAAUCAACUGGGGUCUUGUUUUUAGGGUAAUUCAUUGAUUUCUGAACCAUGUAUAAGACUCGAGUUAGAGCAUGUGUUGAUGGAGCUAAGGCACAGCUUGGAUAUGUUGAGACCGACCCUUCUGGUCGGUAUGGACGUUUUUAUGCAGUUCAGAGAAGUUCUUGGCAAAGGAGCCAUGAAGACUGUGUACAAGGCAUUUGAUGAGGUUCUUGGAAUGGAGGUGGCAUGGAAUCAAGUGAAGCUUCACGACGUCUUCCGCUCACCGGAGGAGUUGCAGCGGUUAUACUCAGAAGUUCACCUCCUUAAGAACCUCAAUCAUGACUCCAUCAUCAAAUUCUACACAUCUUGGAUUGACAUUGAUAGAAGAGCCUUCAACUUCAUCACUGAAAUGUUCACCUCCGGCACCUUAAGAGCGUAUAGGAAAAAGUACCAGCGUGUAGAUAUUCGAGCAAUCAAGAACUGGUCGCGCCAAAUCCUGCGCGGUCUUGCUUUUCUGCAUGGCCAUGAUCCUCCUGUGAUACAUAGAGACCUCAAGUGUGACAACAUCUUUAUCAAUGGACAUCUUGGACAUGUAAAGAUUGGAGAUCUAGGCUUAGCUGCUGUUCUUCAGGGCUCACAACAUGCCCACAGUGUCAUAGGUACACCUGAAUUUAUGGCACCAGAAUUAUAUGAAGAGGAUUAUGAUGAGCUGGUUGACAUAUAUUCCUUUGGCAUGUGUGUCUUAGAGAUGCUCACUUUUGAGUAUCCAUAUAGCGAGUGCUCCAAUCCUGCUCAAAUAUACAAGAAAGUGACUUCUGGAAAGUUGCCAGAGGCAUUCUAUCGGAUUGAAGACGUCGAAGCUCAAGAAUUUAUAGGGAAAUGUUUGGCGACUGCUUCAAAGAGGUUGCCAGCUCGAGAACUUUUGUUGGAUCCAUUUCUGGCUUCUGAUGAAGCAGAAUUGGGGACUAUCCCCAAAGUUCCAAGUCCAUGGUCAAGUCCUAAAGUAACAGAAGAGAAGAUCAUGCCAUCUCUUUUGGCUGAUCCAACAAAGGCCACAGAGAUGACUGUCACAGGGACAAUGAAUCCGCAAGAUGAUACAAUUUUUCUCAAAGUGAAAAUUUCUGAGAAGGAUGGUCAGACCAGGAACAUAUACUUUCCCUUUGACAUCAUGAAUGACACUGCAAUUGAUGUUGCAAUGGAGAUGGUGAAAGAACUGGAGAUCACUGACUGGGAGCCGUUCGAAAUUGCUGAUAUGAUAGAGGAGCAGAUAUCAUCUUUAAUUCCCGGUUGGAAACAAUGCAGCUCAUCUCAAAUCCAUCAUCCACAGCACUGCUUUAGCUAUGAAGAUGAUGAUGAUGAUGACCACAACGACGGACCUCGCCAUCCUUUCUUUGCCAGUUCUUCUCAUUCCUCUUCACAGGCUUCUCUUUUGGCUUUCAACUGUUCCUUUCAGACAAAACCUUGUCAAGGAAGAAAUAUGACUUCUGCCCAUGACUGGUUUGAAGGCGAGCUGUUUAUCGAUGAUGAUGCAAGUUCUCAAAGUUCUUUGAACUCUUUCAAGUACUCCACUUUGAAUUACAGCUCAGGAAAUGAAGAUGAUUAUGAUGCAAGUUUAAGAGAAGUGCCCUUAGGCUUUGGAAAGAUACACAAGUCUACAAGAUUCUGUCCUGCAGACAGCUUGAGUGCAAAACAAUAUAAACAUCGAAAUGCGCGAUUGGAUUCAGGGGGAUGUUGUAGCUCCAAUCCACAGCGGAAGCUAAGCCGGAUUCGCUCCCAAGUCGACGUGCGCAGCCAGUUGUUGCACCGGUCACUACUUGAGGAGAUAAACAAGAGGCGCUUGUUCAAGACAGUUGGAGCUGUUGAAAAUAUUGGAUAUCAUGAGCCUGGUCUUCAAGAUGAUGAUGAAAAGAAGAGAUUUAAAUGGUGAAGCAUCAUGCUAUUGAUCUCUUUAGUUGUUGAUGAUUAAUGCUUUUUGGUGUGUUUUUUUAUGUUAAAAAUGUACCAAUUAUGAAGCUUCAAAGGUUUUGGUUUUAAUAAAAGAACUGCCAAUGCAUGUGGCAUGUCCAGGGCUGAAAACGUUAUGGUGUGAAAUAAAAGGUUUGAUUCCAUGCAA
Molecule: messenger RNA, 2825 nt
Organism: Populus trichocarpa (black cottonwood)
Lineage: Eukaryota; Viridiplantae; Streptophyta; Magnoliopsida; Malpighiales; Salicaceae
Product: probable serine/threonine-protein kinase WNK5
Exons: 7
Coding region: 813-2639 (608 amino acids)
Biological process (GO): intracellular signal transduction; protein phosphorylation
Cellular component (GO): cytoplasm
Molecular function (GO): protein serine/threonine kinase activity; ATP binding
Source: RefSeq, a predicted model, not a curated record